AAGCGGAUCGCGCAUGCGUUAGGCGGCCGCCGCCGGGGAGACGAGUGCGACUCGCACUCGGCUGUUACAGCGCGGACGGGGCAUGUGCCUCUCCGGCCGCGGUGGCUAUACUCGCCCCAGGUCUCGCCCGCCACCAUGUCCGUCACCAUCGAGCGGGAGUUUGAGGAGGUGGAUGCUGAGAACCGGUGGCAGCCCAUGUACUUGGAAAUUCGAAAUCAGUCCCAUGACUACCCUCAUAAAGUGGCGAAAUCUCUAGAAAAUAGAAAUCGAAACAGAUACAGAGAUGUCAGCCCAUAUGAUCAUAGUCGUGUUAAACUGCAAAAUACUGAAAAUGAUUAUAUCAAUGCCAGCUUUGUUGCCAUAGAAGAGGCACAAAGAAAUUACAUCUUAACACAGGGUCCACUUCCUAAUACUUGUUGUCUUUGGCUAAUGGUAUGGCAGCAAAAGUCCAAAGCAGUUGUUACUAACCGAAUUGUGGAGAAAGACUCGGUAAAAUGUGCACAAUAUUGGCCAACCAAAGAAGAGCAAGUGAUGAUGUUUGAAGAGACAGGAUUCUGUGUGAGGCUAGUGUCAGAAGAUGUCAAAUCAUAUUAUACAGUUCAUCUACUAAAAUUAGAAAACACUCAUAGUGGUGAGACCAGGAUAAUAUCUCACUUUCAUUAUACAACGUGGCCAGAUUUUGGAGUCCCUGAAUCACCAGCUUCAUUCCUCAACUUCUUAUUUAAAGUUCGAGAAUCUGGUUCCCUGAAUGCGGAACAUGGACCUGCAAUAAUUCACUGUAGUGCAGGCAUUGGCCGGUCUGGCACAUUUUCAUUGGUUGAUACCUGUCUUGUCUUGAUGGAAAAAAGAGAUGAUCCUUUUUCUGUUGAUAUUAAGCAAGUAUUACUGAAUAUGAGAAAAUAUCGAAUGGGACUUAUUCAGACUCCAGAUCAACUAAGAUUUUCAUAUAUGGCUGUAAUAGAAGGAGCAAAAUUUAUAAUGGGAGAUUCAAAUAUACAGAAGCGGUGGAAAGAACUUUCCAAUGAAGACGAGGCACCUAACUAUGAGCAUUCACCACCUCAUCCAACUACAAUAAUUACUGGAAAGUACAAUGGGAAUAAGGUGGGAUUCGAAGGAGAUGAAAAAAGUGACAAAAUAAACAUUACAGAACUCUCCACCAAGAUGCAAGAUACAGUAGAAGAGAGCACUGAAAGUGCUGUUCGCAAACGAUACCGAGAGGACAGAAAAGCUAACACAGCUCAAAAGGUGCAGCAGAUGAAACAGAGGCUAAGUGAGACUGAACGAAAAAGAAAAAGGCCGAGAUUGACUGACACCUAAAUCUCCAUGAUCUGUGAAUGUUCUGAAGCUAUAAAUUUUGAACCAUUGACAUGCAAAGCAAGACCUGAAGCCCUCUCCGGGAAUCAAAGUGAGGUUUGAUAAAUCUCUAGAGUGCCUCACAGUUAUCUGUUUACAACGUAAACUAUACAUCCAGGGGACGAAGAACACCCACCAGCAAGAAGACUUUGCAAAACUUAUAAAUUUGAUGUAUUAAGUGUUUUUUAAAUGCUUGGAAGAACUGUAGAAAGAUGUAAAAGGAACAAAUUAGGAGAGACUACUUUGUAAU
Molecule: messenger RNA, 1603 nt
Organism: Trichosurus vulpecula (common brushtail)
Lineage: Eukaryota; Metazoa; Chordata; Mammalia; Diprotodontia; Phalangeridae
Gene: PTPN2
Product: protein tyrosine phosphatase non-receptor type 2
Biological process (GO): protein dephosphorylation
Molecular function (GO): protein tyrosine phosphatase activity
Source: RefSeq, a predicted model, not a curated record